UUUUCGCAUCAAAAAAUGGGUGUCACAUGGGUUUUCGAAGCAGAACAAACGGCAAAAUCAGUGGAACGACUGUUGGAAUCGAUCGGAGGCGAUCUUCACGGAACAUUUAUCGUCGACGUCACCCCAUUCAAUCCGCCGACACCGAGUUCCGAUUAUCCGUCAAAUGUGGUGAUGCAUCACUCGAAAUGCCCACAAUCAACGUUUUCCAUUUGCCCAAAAGACACGUUCAAAAAAAGCCCGAAAGCUGUUUGUGACCGGGGAUUCGAUUUAAUUCUCAGCAAGCUCAGCAGUGGAUUAAUAGCCGAUAAUGCCGGUAAAAUUGAGAUAAUAGGCAAUGAAUACAGUUUGUACAAGGAUUGGAUGAUUCGAGUGGGCACAGCAACCCAAGGGACAACUGUCAAAGGAGUUGUCGUCGAAAUUGAGUACGAUCCGUCGAUUAUUGUGAUUCAGUGCAAGGAUAUGAUGAUCGAAUUCGUGAAAAGCGUCUUCAAUAAAUAUCACGAAACCCUGCCGGAAAUCUUCAAAAUCACUGAAAAACCGGAAAGUUACACUGCGCUCGACACCAUGUGGCAAUAUCUCGGAAUCGCGACAAAAUUACGCAAAAAAACUUGAUUUUAUCGAUUUUUUCACUGAAUAUUACCUAAAAUCUCACUUAUUAUAUGAAAUUUAACUUAUUUUUU
This is a messenger RNA of Caenorhabditis elegans, 680 nucleotides long. It is a transcript of the gene mdt-20, whose product is annotated as Mediator of RNA polymerase II transcription subunit 20. Gene Ontology annotation, biological process: regulation of transcription by RNA polymerase II; positive regulation of DNA-templated transcription. Gene Ontology annotation, molecular function: transcription coregulator activity. NCBI's taxonomy places the organism in Eukaryota, Metazoa, Nematoda, Chromadorea, Rhabditida, Rhabditidae. Gene Ontology annotation, cellular component: nucleus; protein-containing complex; mediator complex. The record is from RefSeq and is marked reviewed.